AUGUGUAGGGUCCUGUUGGCGGCCCUAGAGGGCGCUGUGACCAGUAUCCUUUUCUCCAUGCCUCAUGGCGAGGGAGGUCAUCAUCGCUCACUCACCCGUGGCGGCCCAAUGGCUGUUACCAUAGAGCGCCAGCAGUCUGGCCGUGGCCCUCCUAAAGUGGAGAAGUUCUCGGAUGCCUCAGUCGCCAUACUUGUGGCUGAGAAGAUACUCCGCGUGUCGGGGGAUAAAAAACUCCGGGACAAGAACCGAGAUUUCCUCCUCGCCUCCUUCACACUGCAUCACAGUCAGGUCCGUGUCGGUCUACUUUCUGUACGUUUCGUCAAGACCGGUAUAACUGUUAUGAUGAGCUCCCGCAGCGAACCCGAGGUAGCGAGGAGUGUCUUUGCGGCAAUACAGGAGAGCCAGAAGUCAUGUGUCAAGCGUGCGCUCAGUCGGGCAGCACCAGCCUAUGCCAGUCUACAGCGACCAACUGCCGCGGCGUGCCCAACUCCCAAUCCGACCGAUCGGAAACGUCUCAAUACUUUCGCCUCACCCCAUAGGAUAUCCCCAUCACGAUGGUCACCUCCGACGGCACCCAAGUUGAAGGGGCCACUCCGGAGAGGUGGUCUGCCGAUGACUCCAGGCCGGCCGCCUAUCCCACCAGGGUCCAGCAGGAAAUCUCCGGCUACCAUGGCGGGACCAAAAAUGACUUCCGAGCAGAAAAAGGUCGUCGAGGCGGUCCUGGGUGGCAAGAGCGUUUUCUUCACUGGAGGUGCUGGUACCGGCAAGUCAUUCGUCCUCCAUCGUCUCAUUCGCCUCCUUAAGCCCGAUUAUACAGCAGUAACAUCCUCCACAGGGCUCGCUGCCUCCCAUCUGGGCGGCCAGACCAUACACAGUUUUGCCGGUAUUGGUUCCGGCGCGCGAGAUGCACCCGCCCUGGCUCAGAAGAUCAAGCGGUCACCUGAGCUUCUCGGUCGGUGGAAACGGGUGAAGACUCUUAUCAUUGACGAGAUCUCCAUGCUUGAGGGGAGACUCUUCGACAAGCUGGAGCAAAUCGCUCGGCUGGUGCGCCAAGACAAUAGGCCUUUCGGAGGGAUACAGCUGGUGCUCACUGGAGACUUUCUGCAGUUACCUCCUGUCAGUCAGACCAUGCCCAAUGGGAAAAAGGAGGAACCCUCAUUCUGUUUUGAAGCCGCCUCCUGGAGGAAGUGCAUUCAUAAGACGAUGCUUUUGAGGGAGGUCAAGAGACAGGAGGGAGAUGCAACAUUCACGACGAUGCUGAAUCAGAUCCGUCGAGGUAUAUGUUCCCAAGAGACCCAAGAUAUCCUCUCCCUGGUUGCACAACGGAGGCACAAAGUGCUCACAGGGGGCGUGGUGGCAUCACAGCUACUGCCGACGAGGAGAGAAGUGGAUGCAAUCAAUGAGCGAGAGUUGGCACGAUUAUCCACACCGCCGAUUACCUUUACAGCUAUGGACACAGUUUAUGACUCUACCAGUCUGAACUUAGACGUCAUGUGUUCAGCCCGUGCCAAGGUGGUGCUUAAAGUCGGAGCUCAAGUUAUGUUGACGAAGACCUUCUCCCCUCAGAAGCGGCUAGUGAACGGAAGUCGUGGCAUCAUCGUUCGGUUCACCAAGACCCCCUGCCUGCCGAUCGUCAAGUUUAUCACCACUGGGGAGGAGGAGAUAACUAUCCCAUUAGAUGAGUGGGUCUUUUAUAACACAGCCUCUACUGGUGGACAAGCAGUCGAGCUUGGGCGGCGACGACAAAUCCCUCUGCAGCUUGCCUGGGCUAUAAGUAUCCAUAAGAGUCAAGGUAUGACCUUGGACUGCGCCGUCAUCAAGCUUGAUACCAUUUUCGAAUAUGGUCAGGCCUACGUGGCGCUCUCUCGGUGCAGGUCCUUGGAGUCUGUCAGUAUCACUUCCGCUAGUCGCAAUUUCAAAAUGGCCAUCCGAGCUAAUCCGAAAUGCCUGAAGUUUUAUGAAGAGUUGGAUGAUGCAGAUUUAAUUCAUACCAAGACUCGUGAGUAAAACCAUUGCAGGCGAACAACGUUAGCCAGGCUAACGUUCUAACGU
This is a messenger RNA of Perkinsus marinus ATCC 50983, 2052 nucleotides long. RefSeq lists its product as hypothetical. Gene Ontology annotation, molecular function: ATP hydrolysis activity; DNA helicase activity. The transcript has 19 exons. The coding region runs from base 1 to 2007 and encodes 668 amino acids. Gene Ontology annotation, biological process: DNA repair; telomere maintenance. The record is from RefSeq and is a predicted model, not a curated record. NCBI's taxonomy places the organism in Eukaryota, Perkinsozoa, Perkinsida, Perkinsidae.